Ostertagia ostertagi is the source of this 597-nucleotide messenger RNA. NCBI's taxonomy places the organism in Eukaryota, Metazoa, Nematoda, Chromadorea, Rhabditida, Trichostrongylidae. The record is from the annotation of a GenBank genome assembly.
AUGAUCUUCGUGGUUCUACUCGCUUUUCUCCUCGCCGCGAAUGCAAAGCAAUUCACGGUGGAAGUGCAAGGAAGAUUCAACUGCUCCACACUUCAUCAAAACGUCCCUGUGUAUAUGGAGCUGAGAGAACGUGAUCUGGUGAGAGACGAUCUGCUUGGAUGGACCAAUGUGAUGCCACAGAACUUCUUCCACCUCAAAGGGACAGAGUACGAGCUGCUCAACAUUGAUCCCUACCUUGUCAUUAUGCAUGGGUGCAAAGGCCAUCCCGAGAAGACUGUCGUUAACAUCGGUCACAUCUACAAAGACACCGUCAUUGAAUUUGGCGAUCAAGAUCUUGCAGAUCCUACCUUACAGAAAAAAAUGGAGGAUAAGAUCAACGUGCAGUUAGCUAUCUACAUCGCCCUCAAAAGCAACUACAAAUACUCACUGAGUGCCAAUAAGGGUUUAGGUUCGGAUACGAAUUGGCUUGAGCAUCAAGAAAAGGUUGUAGUCAAUUUUGGUCACAUCGAUAGCGACGUCUUUAUCGACUUCGGCGAGCAAUUCCUGGACGAUCCGGAGUUCCAGAAGAAGCUGGAGGACAUAGUGAACAAGAGCAUU